Medicago truncatula (barrel medic) is the source of this 1605-nucleotide messenger RNA. RefSeq lists its product as uncharacterized. Bases 1 to 1605 code for a protein of 534 amino acids. The transcript is spliced from 2 exons. NCBI's taxonomy places the organism in Eukaryota, Viridiplantae, Streptophyta, Magnoliopsida, Fabales, Fabaceae. Gene Ontology annotation, molecular function: nucleic acid binding. The record is from RefSeq and is a predicted model, not a curated record.
AUGACAAUAGAUAUUGAUUUGAAUUUAUUAGCUGCAGAUGAAGAUGAAGGUAUUGAGCAAAUUGCUUUAGGGGAAUCACAAAACAUUGUACCAAACCUUAACCAGGCAGUGGAAGAUGAUUUUACUGUUGGCCUUGACCUCAAUAUGAGUUCUGAAAUAAGAGGAAGUCAGAGAGAAUUUGAUUUGAACGAAGAACCAUACUUUACAGAGAAUAAUCCUCUUGAAGAUGACGAUGACACAAAUACAGAAGUGAAUGAUGAAGCAAUCCCAAAUUCCAUUUUGAAUUCUACCGGAGAUAUAAAUGAAGCACAAAUUGAUGAUAGCAGCAAGCCACGUAAAUUUUUAACCACUGAAGAAAGAAAAUCAGUAUCUCGUCUCUUGUUGCAAUCUAGUGUGAAUAGAAAAUUAAAGAAAGGUACAACAAAAAUGAUUUCUUCACUGUAUCCGGUUUCCAUAAGAGUUAUCCAACGUAUUUGGAAGCAACUAAAGGACGUUGGUGAUGUGUCUCAUAAAAAGACAAAAAAUUGUGGACGUAAGAGAGUUCAAAUCGACCACACUCAAUUCCGCAAUGUUCCUUUAUCAAAAAGGACUACUUUAAGAUCUUUAUCUUGUGCAUUGAAUAUAAGCAAGUCCUCAUUGGCAAGACUUCUUAACCAUGGAACUAUACGGCGUCACUCUAAUGCCAUAAAACCAUUUUUGAAAGAAGAAAACAAGAUCUCUCGAUUGAACUUUUGUUUGUCAAUGCUUGAACGUGGUAGCAUACCGCAUAAUCCAACUUUCACAACUAUGCAUAACAUUGUUCAUAUCGAUGAGAAAUGGUUCUACAUUACCAAGAAGUCCAUGCAUUAUUAUUUGCUACCAGAUGAGGAGGAACCAUUGCGCACUUGCAAGAGCAAAAAUUUCAUUGCAAAAGUAAUGUUUUUGGUUGCUGUAGCCCGCCCGAGAUUUGAUGCAGAAGGGAAUGAAGUAUUUUCAGGAAAAAUCGGUGUUUUUCCUUUUUUCACUCAAGAGCCAGCUAAAAGAAACAGUGUUAAUAGAGCUGCAGGGACACUAGAAACAAAACCAAUAACUUCGGUAACCAAAGAAGUUAGUAGAACUUUUUUAAUUGAAAAGGUUCUACCUGCCAUCAGAGAAAAGUGGCCAAAAGAUUGUGUACGGGAUCCGAUUUUUAUUCAACAAGAUAAUGCCAGAACUCACAUUGAUCACAAAGAUGCAGAAUUUUGUGAAGCGGCUAAGUUAGGUGGGUUUGAUAUUCGCUUAAUGUGUCAACCUCCAAAUUCUCCUGAUCUAAAUGUCUUAAACCUUGGGUUUUUUAGUGCGAUUCAGUCAUUACAAUACAAGGAAGCUCCAAAAACUAUUGAUGAACUUGUGAGUGCUGUGGAGCGUUCAUUUGAAGCUUUUUCUGCUGUUCAAUCUAAUCGCGUAUUUUUAACCUUGCAAUCAUGCAUGAUUGAAAUAAUGAAGACAAGAGGUUCAAACAAUUACAAAAUUCCACAUAUUAAGAAAGCAAUAUUACAAAGAGAAGGUCAACUCCCUACACAAAUGAAAUGUGACCCAUCUAUUGUGGAAGAUGUUUUACAAUCUUUGAGAAAUGAUUCUAAUUGA